CGUUGUUUGUUGUAAAAAGGUGUCUCCGAAGCAAGGACGCGCAGAAAACUGACCUGACUGUAUUAGCGUCGUCUGGGGCGUCGCGUCUUGCUUCUGGACCAACUCAACAACACGUUUCUAUCGUAGCUAGAGCUUUUAGGGGAUAGCAGGAGUUGCGAUAGCUAUGUUUGAUGUAUAACGAAAGAAAGCACUUGGCUUUGCAGUGAACGCCGCGCUAGUUCUUCGUCGCUUGGCCGCAGGGCUGUUGCUAUUAUUAGCUACAGGAUGCAUGGAAGCCUCGCGCCAGAUGGCAUAGUGCGCUAGUGACGCGUAGCUAGGCGGUAAAGAUUUACUUCUUGCUUCGUCCGUUUCUCAGGUUGAGCGAAAAUGGCAACCAAAAGCAGUUUCCCAACCGACGCCGACUACCCCGACUUGUCCAAGCACAACAACUGGAUGGCAAAGUGCCUCACGAAGGAGAUAUACGGACGACUGAGGGACAAGAAGACGCCGUCCGGUUUCACGUUGGACGAAUGUAUUCAGACAGGAGUUGAUAACCCGGGGCACCCCUUCAUUAUGACUGUGGGCUGUGUGGCCGGAGACGAGGAGAGUUACGAUGUGUUUGCCGAACUACUCGAUGACAUCAUCGAAAAACGCCACGGAGGCUACAAAAAGGACGCCAAGCACACAACUGACCUCAACCCGGACCACCUAAAGGGGGGAGAUGACCUUGACCCGAAAUACGUCCUGUCGUCCCGAGUUAGGACGGGGCGCUCGAUCCGUGGCUACGGUCUGCCACCUCACUGCUCACGAGCCGAGCGGCGGGCCGUGGAAGAGAUUGUUGCCGCCGCACUCGGCGGCCUCGAUGGAACUUUCAAGGGUAAAGCGUUACACAUCCCAUAAUAUUCACUCAUAGCUCAUUUUCAAUGUUUAUCCAACACACACCUUAUAUGUAUGUGUUACCACAGGAGAAGUACUACCCACUGGGUGGUAUGAGUGAGGAAGAGCAGCAGGUACUGAUUGACGAUCACUUUCUCUUCGACAAGCCAGUGUCUCCCCUCCUUCUGGCCUCGGGGAUGGCGCGAGACUGGCCCGACGGUCGCGGGAUCUGGCACAACGACAAGAAGAACUUCCUCGUCUGGGUAAACGAGGAGGAUCAUACUCGUGUCAUCUCCAUGGAGAAAGGCGGGAACAUGCGAGCCGUCUUCACCAGGUUCUGCGAGGGCCUCAAGAAGGUGGAAGACUCCAUCAAGACGAAAGGGAAGGCCUUCAUGUGGAGCGAACACCUUGGCUACAUCCUCACCUGUCCCUCCAACCUCGGGACGGGGCUGCGUGCCGGCGUCCACGUGAAGCUCCCUCUCCUCUGUAAAGACAAGCGCUUUGAUGGCAUUCUCAAGAAACUCUGUCUCCAAAAGAGAGGCACUGGUGGUGUUGACACGGCCAGCACCGACGGGACAUUUGACAUCUCCAACUCUGACAGACUUGGAUUCUCAGAGGUCUCCCUCGUUCAGAAAGUCGUGGACGGAGUCAAGCUCCUCGUGAACAUGGAGAAAAAGUUGGAGGCUGGAGGGUCGAUUGAUAGCCUCGUCCCCAAGUGAACCUAACCUCCUGACUGACCACAGACUGAGACACUGUAGUAUAUAUACUGCUGUACAUUAGCCUGGCGUGCAUACAGAGACAUGCAUCGUUAUUUAUAUGCAGAACACAGUGUGAAAGUACUUUAAACAGAUGUAUUAUAGACAAUGAGAGAAGCGAGAACAGUUGAAGAGGUCGUUUUGAAAAAAUAGACAGUUAGAUAAUUAUAGUAGAGUUGAAGAGAUGGAGAGUUGUUUUUUGUCAGAGGGUCUUUUUAGUAGCAGUGACUGCAAAACACCGAGGUGACAUGGCUGGGUCAAACAACUGUACCAGACUGACUUCUUCCGUGCUUCCCUGCUCGUGCAGAAAGAGUAGUCGGUCCAUCACGAUCAGUGACUCCACACACGAUGCAAGAACAGCUCUCAACUUCAGGAGGAUGGAGAGGCAAACUCUUCCCGACUCAAACUCUCUGUACGCUGCAGCCACUUCCUCUCCUGAAACCUGAACAUCAUUCAUAGACACACACAUGAAGGGACUUCAGUGAACCUUUCACACAAGAAGUUCAAGUAAAUUAAAAAUCCCGUGUGAUUUAAAAAAACAGGCAUAUUAUAGGGAUUAUUGUAAGGGAGACAAGAUAGGGAUGGGAUACAUGAAGCAUGGUGAUU
Molecule: messenger RNA, 2216 nt
Organism: Geodia barretti
Lineage: Eukaryota; Metazoa; Porifera; Demospongiae; Tetractinellida; Geodiidae
Source: the annotation of a GenBank genome assembly